AUGGGAACAAUAUUCAAACCAAUCGCAGCGAUGCUUUUCCUAUGCUUUCUUCUGCUGCCUAUGGUUUUUUCUGCGGUUGCGCCCGAUGAUGGGUUGGUUAGAAUCGGGCUCAAGAAGAAGAAAUUUGAUCGGAACAACCGAGUGGCUGUGCAGCUUGAGAGCAAGGAAGGAGAGUCAUUGAGGGCUUCUAUUAAAAAGUAUCAUCUUCGUGAGAAUUUAGGAGAUGCAGAGGAUACUGAUGUUGUUUCGCUAAAGAAUUACAUGGAUGCUCAAUACUUUGGCGAGAUCGGUAUUGGGACUCCCCCACAAAAGUUCACAGUCAUAUUUGACACUGGUAGUUCUAAUCUCUGGGUUCCAUCUUCCAAGUGCUAUUUCUCUAUUGCUUGUUAUUUCCACUCCAAGUACAAGUCAAGGCAUUCGAGCACCUACAAGAAGAAUGGAAAAUCGGCAGAAAUCCACUAUGGAACUGGAGCUAUUUCUGGCUUCUUUAGCCAAGACCAUGUAAAAGUUGGUAAUCUUGUGGUUAAGAAUCAGGAAUUUAUUGAAGCUUCUAGAGAGCCCAGCAUCACAUUCUUGGUGGCUAAGUUUGAUGGCAUUCUUGGACUUGGAUUUCAAGAAAUUUCAGUUGGAAAGGCUGUACCUGUGUGGUACAACAUGUUUGACCAGGGUCUUCUUAAAGAGCCAGUUUUUUCAUUCUGGUUUAACCGCAAUGCUGAUGAAGAAGAAGGGGGUGAAAUUGUUUUUGGUGGGGUAGAUCCUGAGCAUUACAAGGGUGAGCACACAUAUGUCCCUGUGACACAGAAAGGAUAUUGGCAGUUUGAUAUGGGCAAUGUCUUGAUUGAUGGUCAAACAACUGGAUUUUGUGCCAAUGGCUGUGCGGCAAUUGCUGAUUCUGGAACCUCUUUGUUAGCUGGUCCUACGACUAUUAUUACUGAAGUAAAUCAUGCCAUUGGAGCCACAGGAGUGGUUAGUCAAGAGUGCAAGGCUGUUGUUGCCCAAUAUGGAGAAACCAUAAUUGAGAUGCUUUUAGCAAAAGACCAGCCGCAAAAAAUUUGCUCACAAAUUGGUUUGUGCACAUUUGACGGGACUCGAGGUGUAAGUAUGGGCAUUGAGAGUGUUGUGAAUGAGAAUGCUCAGAAGGCAUCCGAUGGUUUUCAUGAUGGAAUGUGCUCUACUUGUGAGAUGGCUGUUGUGUGGAUGCAGAACAAACUUAAGCAGAAUCAAACACAAGAUCGCAUACUUGACUAUGUCAAUGAGUUAUGUGAACGGUUGCCCAGUCCUAUGGGAGAAUCAUCUGUUGAUUGUGAUAGUUUGUCUACCAUGCCUAAUGUUUCAUUUACAAUUGGUGGGAGGGUUUUUGACCUUAGCCCUGAGCAGUAUGUCCUCAAAGUUGGCGAGGGAGAUGUAGCUCAAUGCAUUAGUGGGUUCACAGCACUGGAUGUACCACCACCUCGUGGUCCUCUCUGGAUCUUGGGUGAUGUCUUUAUGGGUCGCUUCCACACGGUAUUUGAUUAUGGCAAUAUGAGAGUUGGAUUUGCUGAAGCUGCUUAG
This is a messenger RNA of Dovyalis caffra, 1551 nucleotides long. NCBI's taxonomy places the organism in Eukaryota, Viridiplantae, Streptophyta, Magnoliopsida, Malpighiales, Salicaceae. The record is from the annotation of a GenBank genome assembly.